AUGGAAUUUUUGAGCACAGCAGCAAAAACUGGAGGAGGCAAUGAUGAUAGUCCUGGCUGCAGUAGCAGGGGCAGAGGAAGGGGAAGGGGAAGGGGAAGGGGAAGGGGCAGAGGUAGGAACAGCAAUGAUUCUGCACAAGGAAAUGAUAGUGCUUACAAUGGAUGGAGCAUUGCAGGUGGCACCAGCUGGAGCAACAAUGGAGGUAGAAUCGGCAGAGGAGGCUGGAAUGAAAGAGGCAGGGGUGGUCGUGGUCGUAGUUGGAGAGGUGGUAAUGCUGGUGGCUGUAGUGGGAGAGGAAGCAGUGGCUGCGGCAGUGGUGAUGGUGGCACCAAUACAGGUGGCUGGCUUGAGAGGGGAAGUGGUUUUGCUGCCAGCAGCUGUGAGAAAUCAACAGGGGCUAGUGGCAGCAACGAUGGUUGGGGUGGCUGGGGAGGAGUUACGAAUGAUAAUGCUGGACCUGGAUGGGGUGGUAAUAAUGGCGGUGGUGCUGAAAAAAGUGGCUGGGGUGACUGGGGCAGUGGCAGUGGCCAGGGUGGUAAAGAAGAGGGCGGUAAGGUUGUUGGUGGUGGUGAUUGGGGAGCUACUUCUGUUAAUGGCGGAGGUGGCUGGGGUGGCAAAACCUGUGGCUCUCACAUCGAAGCUAGUAGAUGGGGUGGAAAUACUGCCGGAGGCAAUGCUGAUUCUGGAGGUGGCUGCGGCGGUGGUGAUGGUGGCACCAAUACAGGUGGCUGGCUUGAGAGGGGAAGUGGUUUUGCUGCCAGCAGCUGUGAGAAAUCAACAGGGGCUAGUGGCAGCAACGAUGGUUGGGGCGGCUGGGGAGGAGUUACGAAUGAUAAUGCGGGACCUGGAUGGGGUGGUAAUAAUGGCGGUGGUGCUGAAAAAAGUGGCUGGGGUGACUGGGGCAGUGGCAGCAGCCAGGGUGGUAAAGAAGAGGGCGGUAAGGUUGUUGGUGGUGGUGAUUGGGGAGCUACUUCUGUUAAUGGCGGAGGUGGCUGGGGUGGCAAAACUGGUGGCUCUCACGUCGGAGGUGGCUGGGGUGGCAAAAUUGGUGGCUCUCAUGUCGAAGCUAGUAGAUGGGGUGGAAAUACUGCCGGAGGCAAUGCUGAUUCUGGAGGUGGCUGGGGUGGCAUUAGGACUUGUGAAGUUGGUCGUGGGUGGGGUGGCAAAACAAGUGGAGGCAAUGCUGGAUCAUCCGGCAGUUGGGGCAGUGGCAAAAGUAGUGAAGUUGGUAAAAAAGGUAGCUACGCUGGGGCUGGUGAUUCUGGUUGUGAAGCCGGUGGUGGGUGGGGGAAUAAAACUAGUGAAGAGAAUGCUGGAUCUUCUGGAGGCUGGAAGGAUGGCAAGACUACUGACAUCAGUAGAAAGGAUGGUUGGGUUGGAGGUGGUGGCUCUCAGGGCAAAGCCGAUGGCACAUGGGGUAGUAAAACUAGUAGAGACAAUGCUGGUUCUGGCUGUUGGAGUGGUGGUAAAACUAAUGACAAUGAUUGCAAGGAUGGCUGGGGAAGAAGUGGUGCCUCUCGCAGCAAAGUUGGUGGUGGCUGGGGUGGUAAAACCUGUGGAGAUAAUACUGGUGCCGAGGGUGGUAGUAAAACUACUAGAGACAAUGCUGGUUCUGGCUGUUUUGGUGGUCAUAAAACUAACAACAAUGAUAACAAGGAUGGCUGGGGCAAAAGUGGUGCCUCUCGCGGCAAAGAUGGUGGUGGCUGGGGUGGUAAAAUCUGUGGAGACAAUACUGGUGCUGAGGGUGACUGUGGAGGUAAAACUAACAGCAACGAUAGCAACUAUGGCUGGGGCAGAAGUGGUGCCUCUAGUGGCAAAGUUGGUGGCUGGAAUGGUAAAACCUGUGGAGACAAUGCCGGUGUCGAUGGUGGCUGUGGUGGUAGUACAACUAGUAGAACUGAUUCUGGCUGUUGGGGUGGUGGUAAAACUACCAACGAUAGCAAGGAUGGCUGGGGCAGAAGUGGUCCCUCUCGUAGCAAAGAUGGUGGUGGCUGGGGUGGUAAAACCUGUGGAGACAAUGCUGGUUCCGAUGGUGGUAAAACUAGUGACAGCAGUAGCAAGGGAGGUGAUGGCGGUGGCUGGAUUUAA
Molecule: messenger RNA, 2088 nt
Organism: Zingiber officinale
Lineage: Eukaryota; Viridiplantae; Streptophyta; Magnoliopsida; Zingiberales; Zingiberaceae
Product: glycine-rich cell wall structural protein 1.8-like
Exons: 1
Coding region: 1-2088 (695 amino acids)
Source: RefSeq, a predicted model, not a curated record